Messenger RNA from Dermacentor albipictus, 3070 nucleotides. RefSeq lists its product as uncharacterized. Gene Ontology annotation, molecular function: zinc ion binding. NCBI's taxonomy places the organism in Eukaryota, Metazoa, Arthropoda, Arachnida, Ixodida, Ixodidae. The record is from RefSeq and is a predicted model, not a curated record.
UGUAGUGACGGAAAUGCAUUUUUCAGUAACACACACUGUGCGAGCAAUGCUGUCAUAUCCGCUGCCCGCCGCGGCGACGUGAGUGUUGUGGGCCUCACCGCGAGCACGUUUUUGACGCUUGUUUCUGUUGUUGUGUCGUGGUGCGUUCCAACAUUUUCACAGGUUUCAAAAACUGCGACGCCACCUCCGCGGCUGCAGCAUGGCACCCGUAGUGCUGCGCUACGGUUUUAGGAAAGUGGCCGGGAUCGACGAAUAUUUCCGUGCUAGUGCGCUUGAGAAGGGCCGAAAGUUGUGCGCUGCGAAGUACGCUUACGACGUCGAGGAGACCCUGGAACGCUUUGAUGGCGAUUCACAAGUGGUGGCGAAAUGCCACUCGCAAGUGCGUCAAGCUACGUACGACGUCAACAUUCAGCUGUCAUCGCAGCGGCGAAUACUGGGUGCGCAGUGCACGUGCAAGGCCGGCCUUGGUGGCGGUUGCAAACAUGUAGCUGCCGUCGUCCUGUUCGUCAACGAGGCCGACGCGCCGUCUUCGACUGAUCGCCCUCAAGGGUGGGGUCGGCCGUCCUCUAAGCCGGACACUUCUCGAAGGGAGUCCAUCGAAGAGCUUUUUGGAGUUGGCACAAAGAAAGGUCGGUGAGGAUAUCAAGCUCCAUCGCACACCGCAUCCUGACUAGGCAAAAGGCCUUCGAGUCCCUGGCCGAGCAGCUGCAGAACUCCAAAACACCACUUGUUCCGGCGCUGAUGUAUGGUACUGCUAUGGAACCAACAGCAAGGGCAACAUUCGAGAAAAAAAUUGGUGCCAAAGUAACCCAGGUUGGCGUUGUGAUUCACCCCUGUCAGCCAUGGCUUUGUGCAAGUCCCGAUGGCCUUUUCCAAACAACCAGCGGUGUUGUUUUGCUUGAAAUCAAGUGCCCCUACAGUCGUAAAGAUGACAUAAUCAUAGAUCAUGCUCUGUGCGAAAGCUACGUUAGCUAUGUGACAUAUCAUGAUGGAAUGCUUCAGUUGCCUCGCAGCCACCCAUAUUAUUCACAGGUUCAGGUUGCCAUGUAUGUCACUAACACUACAGAAUGUUUCUUUUUUGUUUAUACAAGCAAGCAAGAUAUUACUAUAGUUGUUGACAGAGAUGAAGACUUCCUUGCUCGAAACAUUCCUCGGUUGGAGGCGUUUUAUUAUUCAUACUACAUUAAGCAGCUCCUGCGUUAGACCAGAUUCCUGCUUGCAGAAAGUAAGUUUGCUCUUAAAGGUACAUACAGCUGCUCAGCACAUGAAAUCAGAUAACCCUGCUUAUGGAAUGAUUCCCUAUCAUAGUGGCUUAAACAAGCCAUGUUUCUCUCAUUAAAUUUGGAAAUUUACUUUUUUAACCUAUCACUAAAAGUCGCGAAAAAUGACCUUUCGCGCACCACAUGGCACACACAUGAAGCUGCAUAAGAGCUCUGCCACGUGACCUUCUACUAGUGUACGCGGUUACUGGUCUUUUUAUUAGUACUGAAAUGCAGUAUACUUCCUAUUACGUGUUUUUCCUGACUUACAGUGUGCAGAUUUACUGAUUACAGUGUGCAGAGUUGGCCCACUUGUGGCAUAGUUGAUGUCAUAUUGUAUCUCAUAGGGGGGACCACAGAACUUGGGUUACUUGCAUGCAAAUUCGCGUGUGUACAAAAGCAUCUAUGUGUACCAUUAUGCAUGCCUUUUUUACCUUGUAAUACUCACAGAUUAAAGUGCCUGUGGUUUUCAGGCAGGUAAAGCACAAAUAAAAAACAGACAGCGGAAAGAAUGACAAUACAUUGUGAUUGCCAUACAUGCCUUACCAAAACGUGUUACUGUCUCGACCUUCCACUGUGCCAGCUAGCUUGGAUACAGACCCUAGGUCUGUGUAAUAUAAAGGCUGAUGUGUAAAUUAUGCUGCACUUAUUAACAGCUCAAUUACCUACAGUGUGUUAGUAUCAAGGUUUCACCUCCAGUGAGUGACAAAGUGUUUUUCGAUUUCUGUGCCAAUUUAAAAUUAUAAUAGCUACUUAAAACAUGUACAGCAUCCUUGUUUCUAUCAAUAUAAAUCAUCGUCUUUUCCUUUGCACCAUUUCAUGACACAUUUUUUGCACUUGUUGGCCCUUUAAGGAAGUUGCUAGUGUUAAACACUGUUGAGCUACCUGAUGGCAAAAGCUGGUUUUAGUCUGAAAUCUUCCUCUGAAAUUGCCUGGCUUUCAGGAACUUGCAAGUGAACAGCAAUGCUUUAUUACCACCAAUUUCUUUGCUUAUUGUCGCUUUAUAACUGCAACAUGAAAGACUGCAUCAAAAAGAUCCCGAACGUCUGCCAUGGCUUUUACAUGUCCAUUCUGUCACUGAAGGAGUUGCAGUGAUUCUUUCAGUUGUAUCUGUAAGCUUGCACUGUAUUUCCUUAUUGAGAGCCUCUGCUGUUGCACAGUUGAGGCUAGUUCACAGUUGCAGUGUUUAAGCCAUUUUUGAUGCCUGUAGUGAAUGUAGCCUUGAGGCACUGUCGACCUGAUCACGUCUCCUUUAGUUUUAAUUGAUGUCUCCCAUGUUUUUGUGUGUGUUUGUAUGGUGGUUGAGAGCCACACCAUAGCUUCUUAGAUAUGUUUGCAAAUUUGUUCAGCCUAGUGCUGUCCCCUUGCUUUACAAUUUCUCAUCCAAGUUUAUAAUUUCAGAGUCGCAGAUAAAGCUGCUAGCUUUCCUGGUGACCUGGGCACUACUAUGUUAGCUGGCUAAAAUAUCACUGCUAUGAGCAGUUUCUUCAGUGUCAUACUGCACUUAAUGUUCUAAAAAUAAAGCAUAGUAAUUUAUUUCUGUAUGGUGCUUGCCUGCAAAACAGCCGUAUUGUGUUUGCAAGCUAGGCACAUAAGUCUACACAUGUUUACACGAAUGGAUUGGUCCGCUUUUUAUUAUUGCCAAAAAUGAUUAAAAACAUACAUGACCGGAAUAUUUUUCAAAAUCUCUGUGGGGAAGUUGGCCUUUAAAUAUUACAAUUUUGUAAAAGGUGGUAGCAGUGCUUAUGCCAAAAAUAUGUUUGAUACUCUGUGCUUGUGUAUCACAGUGAAAAUAAAGCACCUUACUUUGU